Babesia ovata is the source of this 16530-nucleotide messenger RNA. RefSeq lists its product as uncharacterized. Lineage: Eukaryota; Apicomplexa; Aconoidasida; Piroplasmida; Babesiidae. The record is from RefSeq and is a predicted model, not a curated record. The transcript has 5 exons. Bases 1 to 16530 code for a protein of 5509 amino acids.
AUGGCUUUCCUUCAUGGAGUUUUAGGUAACAUUAAAGACAAAUUAGGCCAGCAUAAAGGCACUCUAGAUACCGCACUUAAGUCACUUAAAAGCACAAAUAAUAAUGGUAUUACUAAAUACAAGGCGGCGGUAGCCGAGGUGGCCGGUGGUGUACGUGCAUAUAAUGUGAGUGUUGAGCGUUCGAAUGACGCUGUGAAAAGUGUAAUUAAUAAGUUGCAAAAACAAAUUGGUAGUGAAUUCUUGAGUACAAUUAAGAAUAUACUGCCAAAAAAGGAAGCGCCGAAAAACAUAUUUCCUCCGCCACCAGUCGAGCCUUAUACCUCCAAGGAGAUCCGGGAGGCAGAGACAUUAGUGAAUAAGAAAUUAGAAGAUUGCAAGCAAAAUGCUGCGGCAUUUUGCAGUCACUUAGAGACUGAACAUAGCGCACAUAAAAAUUCAAUUAACGACUUGAAUGAUAAUUUGCGUGUCACACUUAGCCAUGUGCGUAGCACUGUAGCGUACGAAGCUAAGCGGCUCGGGGAGGUUAAGGCGGCAAAAGCUGCGGAGUUUAGUGAUACGGAGGAAAAGAUCACGGCGACUUUAAAAUCCAUGAAAAUUAGCGUCGAUUGUAAAAUUGACGCUCAGAUUAAGGAGCUGAUUAGCAAGUUGAGGGAGAAGGUGCAGAAGAUUCUUGAUGAGCUCAGGGGAAUUGACAAAAGGUUCAGGGAGUACUAUAACGCUUUGCAGGAAUGGAUUAUCAAGGCUGAGAAAGUUGUCGACGAGGCGCACGGAGAAGUUAACAGACUCUUGGGGCAUAUUAAUAAUACCAGCACAACGUAUCCCAUGCAGAUAACUUCGAGAGCUGAUCAGCUUGAAAGGGAUGUCGAGGGGUUUUAUAAUGCUGGGCAAGCGGCGACGGAGAAGGUUAUCGCGGAAGUGGCAAAAGCGCUUGCGGCUGUGGAAGCGCUGGAAGAUUUUCUUAAGUGGGAUUUGCAUGGUGUGAGAGAGCAGCUUGGUCAGCAAAUUAGGGAAUACCUUAGGGAGUACGUCACGGCGGUUAAAAAAGAGGUUGGCAGUAUUGAAGGCGACGGAAAAGCUCCAACGGCAGGCCUCUUUGGUAUUAUUAAUGGAGUUAGAGAAUAUGUAAAUGGGUAUAAGGAGAAUUUUGAGAAGACGGUUGGCGAUUGGGUAACGCAAAUCAUGGAUAAAAAGCCUGUUAAUUUCAAUAUUACGUCGUAUAUUAGAGGAGAUCGGACCAAUUUUAAUCCAGCGUAUAAAAAUGGUGGAAAUGUUGAAUCGAAGAUCAAAUCGGCUAUAAGCAACCAAAUCGCGAAACAACUGCUGAAUGGCUUUAGUGAACAGCCUUCUUUCGCCGCAGAUAACAUACAAACUUCAUUGGAAAGCAUAAAAACGUUUCUCUCUACGUUCGCUGGUAGUAUUGGUAUUAGUAAAUCUGAAACGAUAGUUGCAGCGAUUGAGGGAGAAAUUAAGAUCUCUGGUGUCUCCUCAUAUGAAAAAAACCUUACUGAAGCCCUCCGUUACAUUAUCCCCGCCAUUUUCUCUACAGCCAAUCAGGCAGGUGAGCAAAUCGGUAAACUUAUGAAAACUUGCAAACUUGAGUACAUAAACAAAGCGUUCGCUGCGGCAGAGGGGCUUUCUCAGAAACUUGACGGGGCGCUCGGCAGAGGCACCGAUCCCGUUCCAGGCAGCGUAUAUGACGUUAACACUAAGAUUAACAAUGUACUUGAUAAGCAGUUACCCAUAGAUAGGGAGGCGGAGAGUAGAGGCCAAUCUUAUGUAAAGGUUGAUCAUCUUACGAAUUCCUUCAAAAAGAUCAUAGCAGGCGACGACAACACCAAAAAAACCGCCCUUAAGGGCGCCAUCACACAAAUCCAAGAUGACGUAACCGGCGCUCUGGGAGGAAUCGAGACACUCAAAGAUGGCGCUUUAGCAGAUUUGCGAAAUGUUAAGGAGUAUAUCAAAAGGCUCUGCGAGGCUAUUAAAAAAGAUGCGGGAGACGACAAGGGCGACGUGGAUGACACUCUCAGGGGACGGCUCAACGAUUUGAAGAAGAGAUAUUUUGAGGAGUACGAAGAGAAGAAAAGGAACGGUGAGAAGAGCGUUAAGAAGAUUCAAAAACAAUUCGGUGUCCUCCACAUGGAUCUGGUAAGUAAGCCAAUUAAGGAUGCCGAAGCGUUCAUCACAUUCUGCUCCGACGCCGAAAAACAUUUCACAAAACUGUUGAAAGAGGAAAUCGAGAGGGACGUCCAAAACGCGAAGGAUGAUCUCAUCGUCCACGCCCGAAAACAGUACGUCGACACAAUAAAAGCGUCGCUGGAACGCUUCGCCGUCAAAGUCACUGAAGAACUACAACCUUUGCCACAAGAGCUCCGCGACGAUUUGGAACAGGGACACAAAGGCUUCAUGGAUAAGCUUGGAAGGUAUUUCCUUCUGCAAAUAAGAGACUUUUUCCCAACGCGAAUCGUUCCCCCUGAACAGCGAAAAACAUUGAAAGAUUUCGCGGAUAUCAUACGUCUUCGCUUCAAUGAUUUUGUGGUUGCAUUGUGUGAUCAAGCAGAUUUCAAGAAAAACGUUAGUGUAUUCCUCGAGCCUUCACGUCAAGCAUUGCACCGUCUGCUUACUGACCUUAUCAGGUCAGAACACUUCGACCGCACUUUCAAUACGAACAUAGAUAAUUUCAAUAAUGUAUUACAUAACUUUGCGCCUAAACAAUUCGCCGGUCCUUGCAGUCCCCUGCUGGACGCGCUUAAUGCCGGUCUUAACAGGCUGGGCACCGAGCUUAAUAAGGCUUACGUCAACACGUAUGACGGUGUUACAUUUGAUCAAUUACUAAGCGAUAAGGUAGAUCCACAGACUAAAGCACCUGGAAAAGAAUUGACCGACGAGGGAAGAAACUGCGCCAAAGUCUGUCUCACCAUUCUGGACACCUUUUACCACCAACUUUAUUACCUGUUCUAUCACUGCUACGCCAAGUGGUCAACGCAGACCAUCGAAGGCAAAAAGGAUUAUGAAGAGUUGAGAAAAUUCCUCGAGCGUCAAGGCUACGAUGUUGUACAACUGAAUAAGGACAAGAGCGGUAGAGAGGUGGGAGCCUUUUUGACCACUGCAUUCGCAUCUCAUAAGGAAUUCGAAAAAUCUCAACUCACCAAAAAAACACUAACUGCGUAUUUAGAUACAUUUAGAGAUCCCACUGGCCCCGUGUCCCAAUUGUUCCAUUACCUCAACACUUACUACGAUGUCUGUCAGCUGCCCAUUCCACCCUCCAAGAAGCAUCCGUCGUCGAUCUACGACAUGCUUACAUGGCUCAGCGGUCUCACUCAUAAUCGUGUACAUCACGAAUUAGCACUCAAUGGUUUCGCUGGCCUCUUUGAGAAGCCGAAGGACAAGGCCUCCGAAGUCCAGGCGGACGAUCCCAUUCUGCUACAGCAAGAUGACGACGCUUUAGAGGCUUACCCAAAGAGGAUCACGGCUAUGGGCCUCUCAGGUACGCUCGCAGAAGUGUGCCAUUAUUCCUAUGAGACGCUGGUUGCAAUCCUCGGCAACGGCCACUCGGGUGGAGUAUAUGCGUGUGAAUUUAACAUUAACGCGCAGGGCUUCGUAUACCCUUCCAACAUGAACACAUUAAUAUGUAUGUUGUAUGAAAUCCUCCAACGUGUUUACGAACAGUGUUACUUCCUGUACCAAAUGUGUACGCACGAUACUACACUGAGUGGGUGGAAAGAGUGUUGGUACGGCAACGGUGUUGGUGGCUCCAGUUGGAAGUGUAACAACUUACAGUGUGCCAACCAAACUGGCGACCAGACACAUAACCAAUGUGGUAACCAACGUGCCAACCAAACAGCUGACCAACUGGGUGACCAACCAUGUAACCAAACCGGUGAUCAGCGUCCCAACUGUGGACUAAAAUCACCGUUGCAGUCUUUCUUAGAGGACGGUUUACAGGGCUUCCUACCACACAGCCUAGACGGCACGUCCGGCAAACUCAACUGCGCAGUCAAAAACCAUUUCAAUGUGCCGUGCAAAACGCCGAUGGGCUUUGCUGAUAUCACUACUGUAGCGUCGCAUAAACAAAAUGGUCAUUAUCUAAGAGAUAUGCUUCAUGAAUUCUGUGGUAACAAAUCAUCGCUCACUUCGCUUCUCAGUCAACUGAGAUGUGUCCUACCAAGCGCACCUAAAACGCUCGGUGACAUGUUUGGCUUCUACAACAGCUUGCUUGCUGACUGGGAUGGCAAGGGCAGCAACCAUGUGCAACGUAACCAACACAGGGAAGCAGCUUAUAGAGAUGCUGUCCAAAAUGCAAAUUUCGGAAAUCCAGACACUGAUCUGGAGUUGACUUCCAUGUUCAGUAGCAGCAGCCACGGCUUCAGUAAAGACACGUCGCAUCUCAUCGGUGAUCUCUACUCUCUGCUAAAGUGCACGUAUAAGAGAACAAACGAUCCUGCUCACCCCUGCGGUCCAUAUGUCAAGCCACUGUGUCGUGACACCUGCGGUACGUUUGCCGAUAAACAUGCUGGUAAGCAUUUGUCCACGGUUGUGUAUCUCACAGAAUCGUUCUACGAUCUGCUGAAGCAGUUGUAUGAAACAUGCAACAGCAAGUGCGGCAAGAAAGAAACAAAAUGCUACGCAAAGAGCUGCGCAAAUAGCUGUGUAAAGAAACAGUCAAAAAGCAAACCAAACGGCAUAAUUCACGAUGCCGCGUGUAGUUCAAUUGUUAGCUGCAAGACGACGCUUCCCACCUUAUACAGCAAUGGGUUUGUAUUUGGAGAUGCAGCAGCGCUGAACACUAUAGGCACCAAAAGAACGUGCGCAGAUUUCUGCAGAGCGUUAGAAAAUAUCGUAAAAGAAGGCAAAUCCCUGUAUAUGAUUGUUUACAAGCACAUUCCAGAAUUCUUAUUCAAGAUCCGCGAACCCUUCAUCUGGACAUUGUUAGCCCUCUGGUCGCUGUCGCUCCUGUACCUGCUGCACAUCACCGUCGUCCGCCUGGACGUCCUGAGGAUACGCUCCCACCUGCGCUCGCCCUCAAGCCACCGCAUCGCCGCCCAGUCCCUCCUCGCCGCCGCACGUGUCAAGGCACUCGCCAGCUCUCUUAACGAGCAAAUUGACUUGCUUAAAAAUUCUGAUAACUCACAAAAUGAAUCUAAAAUUGCCGACCUUAAAUCCCAAUUAAAAGAUCAUAUUGCCAAGUAUCAUUCCCUUUCUGAGUCUGACAGGACUGCCCAACUGAAGGACGUCCACUCCAGGUUGCUGUCCCUUGCUGACCUCAGUGGGAAGCUUGGCCAAUUUGUUGGCCCUGAGAAGGCUGUUACUAAAGCAAUUAAUGAUGGUAUUAACAUCAUUAUUGACAGUGAUGAUGACUUCAAAAGCCUUAGAAAGUCUCAGUCUUCGACUGCGCAUCCUCCCGCUCCCGUGUCUGCUGGGCUUAUAAAUGAUGCUGAGCUUACUCAGCAAAUUAGGCAUUAUGAAGACCUUAAAAAGCGUCUUAAACCUACUGAAAAUUCCCAAAAUCAUUCCCUCUCCUCUGAAGAGUCUCGCCUUUUAUCCUCUUGUCAGUCCAAGUUGGAUGCUCUUGAGAAGCUGAAGAGCCUUAAUGAGUCUUUUAAAUCUCUUAAAAAUCCACAAAGUGAUAACUGUAAAAACCUUUUAAAUAACCUGUGCUCUGGCUUGGAGAAGUUCCUUGGUUACCAAGAAACUUCCAAAGGCUACGACGGCUCCGGCAUCGUGUACUCGGACCUUGACAGGCUGUGCGACGGGGUGAUGUCUUUCCUUCAUGGUGUUUUUGACGCUGUGAAAGAUGACGAUAACGUUACAAAAUAUGAUAAUGAUACACUUAACAAUGUUAUUGACAAAUUAAAUGAUAGUGUAGGUAAAGGCCGUCAGGCCUUCCCGGAGGCCGUGGCUCAGGUAAGUGAGUGGUUGAAAAAACAUGGUGCGCAGGUGGACCAAAAAAUCAAGAAUGUUACGGACCCUUUAAAUAAGCUUUUGAAUGGAGAUCCUGAAAAUAAUUUCAAGAAAAUUCCGUCGUUGAUUGCUGACAUUCAAGGGAUGCAAGGCGAGCCGUAUGAUGAAGUCUCCGGCACUGGUGGUAAGUUACAUAAAUGGCUUUCAUCUGUUUCAGGUCUGACGGAGAAGACUGAAGAGUCACUUAAAGCACUUGAUAGCGUAGACAAACAGCUUUCUAAUAAGUUGCAUCCUCACGUUAAUUUGCUGCAUAAUGCUGUUGACACUUUUGUAGCAAACUCCAGGAUGGAUCACCAGGAUCUCAUCGCGGUUUGCACGAAAGUCGAUGGCGACCUUGAGGCGCUUGAAACAAAUGUGAAUGCAGUUGUUACAAGUUCUGUCGGUCAGCUUAAAACCACUGUGACUGCGGGUAUAAAUGAACUUGAUAGGCAAGUUAAGAAAAUUCUGGAUGAGAAAGUUAAGACAUUACAGGAGACUGUCAAGAAGUUGGAGACUAUCAGGGGAAAGAUUGAGACGGCGGUUGGGAGUAUAAAUGAGAGGUUCAAGGAAAAUGGAUCGAAAAAUGGAGAUGAGACUGUGCCGUGUUGCCAAAAAAAGGCGCAGAAAAUUAAUGAGGAUGCUACGGAAAUUAAAACUUAUGACCUUACUAAAUUGUGGAGAGAUAUUGCGACAGAGCUUAUGAAACUCACUGACGGAAUUGCUAAACGGGAUGGCGUUGCUUUAAAAGAUGGUUCCCUUGAUCAGAUUGUUGCUGCAGUGAGGACGUAUGCUACUGAUUUCAAGGGCGUUUUCGAAAGGAAAAUUAGUGAGAUGGUUACCAAGGUUCUUGCAGCAAAGCCUGUAAGUUCCUAUGUGACCUCAUACGUUACCACUGUGAAUGGUAGAAAUAGAGUUGUUCCGCAAACCAUGACUGCUGAAAAUGUAAGAAAAGUUGCAGACACGUUGAGCACUAAUAUUACGGAAGACCUUAAGAUGCUCGCUAAGUCUACCCAAUCCACUCUGACGCCCAAAGGAAAAAUUGAUGAAGAUCUGCAAGCUGUCCAAGAUUAUCUUAAAAUAUUCGCUGGUCAAGUAGCUGGGAAGCUUCAGUCAGCUGUCGAUCAGCUUGUUCCGAAAAUCGAACAGGGUUUGCGAAAGAAGAAUGUCAUGGCGAAUCCUCACGGUGAGCUAUAUCUGAAGCGUUCGGUACAAUGCAUCCUCACCGCUGUGUCGACGGCUGCUGGAGAGGCGGGUAAGGAACUGACGGAAUUCAGCACACUAGGCCAGAUUGGGAGAUUGGCGACAGCAAUAAGCGCUAUUAAGAAACUCUGUGAAAACCUUCGAGAUAAGGUUGUUAGUGUCCAAAUGAUAACUAAGAUUCAGGACAGUCUGAAGUGUAAGGUCAUUGAGCCCGCUGACGACAUUAGGAAUAAGCUUACGCAAAUUAUUGCGGCGGUUAAUGGGGAGAUCGAAAAGUUGCAGAAGAUUGUUAAAAAUAAGUUUGUUCAUAGUAUGCAGCCCGAAGAGAACCUCAAACGUCUUGAUGAAGCUAUUGAGAGAAAAGUCGAUGGGCUUGACAGCGGGAUUAAGAGAGUAUUAGGUGAACAAGUUGCCACCCUAAGAGACAAUGUUCUAAACCCAACCACCGCCAACUGCCAAGAGGACAUAAAAUCAAGCGUAUCCACCGAAACCAAAAGGUCAAAGACGCAAAUUAAAAAUGAAGCCCUACAGAAAUUUGCAAAAACAAAAGAGAAAGAACUUAAUGAGUUGAAGAAGAUCGUCGCAACGCAAAAGGCUGAGAUCGAGAAAAUCCUAAAAAACGACAGAGCAAACGGCCUAAAAGGGUUCUUGCUCAAGUUGAAAGGCGUAAGCGGAAAGGAUCUCGAGUCUCUAAAAAUAUCAGAUGCAAUGUCAUCAACCGGCGAUAAAAUGCGUAUGCAAUUCGCCAAAUUAUCCGACGACUUCAGAAACUAUUUAUAUCCCAUGCUUGAAUAUAUUGGUGAGCAGGUGAAGACUCCAGGAUUACCUGGCGAACUGGGCCCAUAUGGACAGGACCAAGAAAAUGAAUACUCCAAAAAAGUCUACGACAUUCACGGCGAUGUAAGAAAAUUGCUGCGUCACCUAAAUAAAAACGAAAGCCGCAAACACAACUUUGACCAUGAAUUUCUUAGAUUACAUGAUUCACUCACCAGUUCACUUAACUCAUUUACUUCUUCCAAGUUCGACGGCAUUUUCAAUGCCACAUUAUGUGACGUCCUGAGAGCUUCACUCAGCGCGUUUGGAAGACAGUUAGGAAAUGCGUACGUUAAUAGGUAUUCCACUGCAUCUGCGAUCACUGAUUGGGACACUGUGGACGGCGACGGCCGUAAGGCCGCAAAAAUCCUGGUCACCAUUAUGAGAAUACUGGAUGAAGCUUUGUCACUGUUGAAGUACGAAUGCGAACGUAGCUGGAAGCAGCAAAAGAUUUGCCUUGUUUCCAAGCCUAAUAUACACAAUCCCCUCGGCGCAUUUUUCAAGGACUGCGGCUACAGGGUUUCAAGAACGGAGAGUUCGUAUGAAGGGGAGCUGAGAUGUCACGAAAACAUGAGGGGGGGACAUGUUUUUAAUAAGCUUCUAGACAAGGCAAUUCCCGGUGCCGCAAAAGAUUUGCAUCUUCCAAAAUGUAAACCGGAUGAAGCAAAGACACAAAUUAAAUCAACUUCACAAUUUAAUAUAUUCCACAUUCUCGAUUGUCUCACAUCUCACGUCGGUGAGUAUUACCAAUCAUGCCACCUCGGACUCCCGAAGUCCAAAAAGUAUCCGUGUUCCGUUCGUGAUAUUUGUGUGUGGCUUUCCGGCCUUCCUCACACUGCAGUUUAUAAAACAAUUGAUGGCCACUGCCAAAAAAUACUUAACCAGAAAGACGAAGCGACGAACACAUUCCCCAACAAGGAGGAUACAGUUAUGCAGAGAUCCUUGCAACACCUUAACGGUAACAUUAAACACAUAUGUAAAUUGGCACCUAAAAUAUUAGUCUCCAUCCAGGGCCACGGCAGUGGCGCAAGCCACGCUGCGUACCCGUAUGCCUGUUGCUUUGAGAACAACCACGGACAGUUCUACUACCCCGGUGAUCCGUCGUCGUUGCUUGACAUAUUAAAAGAUAUGUGUAUGCGUUUGUUGCGUGCAUUUUCAUUCUUAUACCAACAAUGUAAGCACACCGCGUCUGACGGCAACGGGUGGCGUGAGUGUCAAUAUGGUUAUCGCGUCGGCACCUACCAGUGGGACUGCAAUGAACCUAGCGACAACUCAAGCACACAACCAAAGAGUCAGGCUAAGUGCCAACCAAAUAGUGAAGCAAAUGACCAACCAAAUUGCUUACCAAGGUCCCCGCUUCAGGCCCAUCUUAUGGAUGGCCUGCCGGGUUUCAUGCCACAUAAGUUCACAGCUGUCGGUUGCCAGCCCACUUGCUCAACGUGCCCUAAGGGCUCACUGGUUGGGCAGUGUAUCACCCCGAUGGGCUUUGCAGAUUUGGCAACUGCGGGCUCUAUUGUAGGCCGUGGCGAUGAUCUUGUUGAUGUGCUUGCUACGCUUUGUAAAAAUGGCGGUUCAGUUCUGUGUGAAUUAGUGCACGCAUUACAAUGCAUAUCGCCCUCUCCACCGAAAGGCUUGGCAGAGAUGUUCUCGUAUUACUGUAACAUAUUCCAGAAAUCGUAUGGUUCACUGUAUGGUCACGAAGAUACAUACCAAACGAAAAUUAACGAUACGAUUAAUAAAUCCUUCCCACUGUGGCCCGAGCUUCACGGAAAGUACGAUGCUUCUAAACUCACAGGCGCACUGCGAAAGUUAUACUAUUCGAAAGAUGGCCAUCAUCAACCUCACAUUAAAAAUGGUAUCACGCCCGGUCACAAGGAUCUGUACAGUCUUGUUGCCCAAGAUUCAUGCGCACUUACCGAGAUUGCAAAUUGCGCCCCUUACCUCAAGGCUCUGUGCCACGACGCCUGUCACACAUACCCUGCGAAACACAAGGCUUUGUAUCUGUCAUGGCUUUGCCGGUUGGCAUGGACAUUCUGGGAUUUGCUUGAUCAGUUACUCAAGGCGUUUAGUGACAUAUCCUGUCAAUCAUAUGGAUGUCUAAGCAAAUGCGGUUUUGGUAAACACGGCGUCACUGAGGAGGAUACAUCGCAAGCGCCAAAAGCUUCGAAGCCCAGUUGCCAUUGCAAUUCAAUAGUCCAAUGUAAGGGACCCAUGUCCGUAUUCUACCAGUACGGAUUCACAUUCGGAUUGCCAAAAGAGUUAAUGGGAUCUGAAAGCAAGAAGACAUGUGACAAUUUCGUAAAGCAGUUGACCAGGGUUCUAACGAAAGGAUAUUUCAAAGAAUUAUUCGAUGAAAUCGACGAAUUCAUCUGGGCAAUACGCACACCCUUCUCCUACUUGUUGUUGUCCCUCUGGUCGCUCUCGCUCCUGUACCUGCUGCACAUCGCCGUCGUACGCCUCGACGUCCUGAGGAUACGCUCCCACCUGCGCUCGCCCUCAAGCCACCGCAUCGCCGCGCAGUCCCUCCUCGCCGCCGCACGCGUAAGGGCACUCGCCAACGUCAAAAAUGGAGCCUUGGAUGAUAUUGAUGCCCGCCGUAUCUCUCUUGGUCAGCUCGCUGGACAGCUUUCGGGUUUAAUUGGUGGGAGUGAGGAAGUUAAAAAUGCAAUUUUGAAUGGUUUAUACAGUAAUGUAACUCAGCUUGAAAAGCGUUUACAAGCAUCUUGCGGAGGUGAGGGGUGUGAUUGUAAUAUUAAGAAAUUCCGUGAUGACCUUAAAAAUCUUCAAGAUACAUUUAAGAAAUAUGAUGAAAUUGCAACAAAAAUUGACAGCCUUCAAAAAGAUAUUGCUGAAAAAAGUAAGGCGCCUGGAAAGGCGCCGUCCGGCGGUGGUCCUGAGAUUGCGGAGCUUAAUGAGAAAAUUGAGGCAGAAAAAAAGAAGCUUGAAAAGGAAAAUGAGUCUCUUAAUGAGCAAAUUAAAGAGCUUAAAAGUGCUUUAAAUGCUUCUAAAAUGAAAAUUGAUGAAUACAUUCAGAAGCUUACUGCCAGCGUAAGAAAGUGUGAAGAGGAAAUUAAGCAGUAUAAAAAGGAUGAAAAACAGCGCCAUAAAAAGCAGUAUAAUGAGGAUCUUAAAGAUGCAGAUAUCUCCAUUCCCUCCCAUCUUUCCAAUCCUCUUGCAACUGAGCAGGCUAAAUUGAAGUCUCAUGAGGCUUCGUUGGAGUCUCUUAAAAAUCUUGAAAAGCUUAUUGCAUUUCAUGAGAGUGUUGAAAAGAAUCAAGAUGGAGAAUGUUUAAGCAUUUUAAACAAUUUGUGCACCGGGCUGGAGAAGUUCCUUGGUUACCAAGAAACUUCCAAAGGCUACUCGGGUGAUGGCAUCGUGUACUCCGACCUUGACAGGCUGUGCGACGGGGUGAUGUCUUUCCUUCAUGGAGUUUUAAGUGGAGUGCAGGAUGAUGAGAAUGUUACAACGUACAAUGAAUACAUUGAUUCACCUAAAAUAAAUAAUGUUAUUGACUCUCUUAACACUAGUGUAGGUAAAGGCCGUCAGGCCUUCGAGAAGGCGUUGACUCAGGUGGACACAUUGAUCAAGAAUGUUACGACACCGAUAAAUGACCUUUUGACAGGCGUCGAUGAGAAGAAUUUCAAGAAAAUUCCGCAGUUAAUUAAAGACAUUCAACAGAUGAAGAAGAGUAAUUAUGAAGAUGUCUCCGGCACUGGUGGUCUGACGGACAAGACUCAAGAGGCACUUAAAGCACUUAAUAAUGUAGACAAACAGCUUAAUAAUAAUUUACAUCCACACGUAAAAUUGAUGCAUAAUGCUGUUGACACUUUUUACGUUAACGCUAUUUUAGGCGUAAAUGAUCUCAAUGCUGUUUGUAGCAACGUGAGUGAGCAGUUGACAAAUCUUCAAGCCAAUUUAAUGGCGAAGGCUGACGAGGAAGGAGAUGGGUGUGUUAGGCUUUUGACAAAUGAAUUUGAAACGCAAAUUCGGACGCCGCUUAAUACUGCUAAAAUUAACUUGAACAACUUGAAUCACAAAUUGAAUGAUUGGAUCGACAAGGCCAUGCUAGUUGUCAGCAAGGCCUUAAGUAAGUGUGACGAGAUAUUGGGGCAUGUGAAAAAUAAGGAACAAUCAAAAACAUGGACAACCGUUGAGACGGCGGCGAAGAAUUUGAGGGAUAUGGCCAAUGAGCUUCGUGAGGUGGCGAAGCAAGUUAAGGCGCAGAUUACUUCAUGGGUUGGGACAGCGCUUUCGGAGGUUGUUACCUUAGACAGGGCGGUCAGGACGGUAUUGAAGGAGACGAAGGAUAAUAUUAAGGCGGCGAUGCAGAAGUAUGUUAAGACGCAGUUGCUGGGGGAUAUUAAAGGGAAGGUGGAGAAGAUUACAGGUACAAAAGGCGGAAAUGGUUUAAAAAACAUUGUAGAGAAAGUUAAGCAGUAUGUUGAAGAGAAUUACAUUGAUGACCAUUUUGCGACUGAAACUUUGGAGGGAUGGAUAGAGGAUAUUCUGUCGAAAAGUGAACUUGCUAAGACGUUUCUUGAUUAUUACACCACAAAUCAUCAGGAACUAGUUAUAUCAACUAUAAGCAGUUAUAUUAAUACGGAAAUUGUCAAAACAAUUCCGCAUCAUCCUAAAGUCGUUCCCGGAAAGGUGAAAGAAACGCUGGCUAGCAUCCAAGCCCUUCUUACUGAGUUAUCCGUACAAGUUGCUUUGAAGGCUGGCAAAAACCAAUAUUACACCAUUGCUGGGACGAUACAUCAAGCGUUGCAGGAUAUAGCUCCUGGGACAUUUACGGCUGCCAAAGGUAAUCUUGAGCAAGCUCUCCGUCAAAUUCUCCCCGCCGUAGCGGCCACCUCUAAUCACAUUGCUGGCCAAAUUGGCGACCUUAUUAAUGACUGUCAGAUUGGAAACGUGGACGCUGCUUUGACGGUGGCCACGGGGCUUGAGAGUGAUAUUUCAACAGCGCUUCUUAAAGGUUCCGACGUCAUAAAACCCGACCAUAUGUUCCAGCUGUCCGACAGUGUCGACGCCAGGAUCCUCGGCAUACUUGAAGCGGAGGUCGGGGAGGAUGAUAAAAAAGGUGGUGGUGCCAUGGUAACAAAGGUUAAGGAUACAAACAUGGGGCUUUACGGUAAACUAAUUAAACAAGACAAAGUUAAGACUGGUGCUCUAACCGGCGCUAAUAAAGGAGAAUCCGAAGGCCAACUCCCGGAGGCGAUCGGAAAUAUCGGAAGGGAGGUUAACAGUGCCGCCCGUUUGGGGAAAAUUGUGGAGACUAACACUAACGGUAAAAAGGAUGGUAACUUCUACGACGAUACCUUCACAUUAUUGUGCGGAGAAGUUGACAGUGCGCUGGAAAAGCUUUGCACGGCCGUCAAGGAUUUGGUGGAAAAGGAUAAUGGUACGUCAGGAGUAAUCGGUGACCAAGUAGAUCCAAAAAGAGGCGUGCAGAAAUUGUUGGAAGAUCUCAAAACUAUGCUUAAUGACGACAAAAAGGCUAGGAAGUAUGGCUUGACAAAACAUCUUAGAGAAAUACAUGAGGAAAUCAGAACCAAAAUCAUUGGCACUUCAGGCGAUUAUUCUGGCAUACCUGAAACUCUGCUACAAAUAAAAACCGCAGCCGAAAAAUUCCACAACGAAACCAUUCCAAAUACAGUAAACGCCUGCAUCACCGCCAUCAACGAAAAAGUCCAAUCAGAAGUCACCGAAAAGAUCAGGAACCUCAAAAACACCGCCCUCCACAAAUUCGCCGCGACCAAGCAAAAGGAGCUGGAGGAUCUGAAGAAAUUGGUCACCGAUCAGUCGGCGAGAAUUGAAGAUCUCAUUUCCCUAGACAGCAUGAUAGGCCUGAAAGGUCUACUCAGGGAAAUGAAGGCGUGGCUAGAAGACAGAAGUCUCAUACACAUACAAAGUCCGGUGGAAUUCACAGGAACAGCAUCGCAGCUGAAGCAGUUUUUAGACGCUAUUUUAAGAUAUGUACAACAUCAGGUUAUGACUCCAAAAGGUCAUUCAACUCCCGCCCCCAACGCCAACUCCAAGAAAGUCGCGGACAUCCAGGCCGCGCUGAACAAACUCCUCUCUCACCUACAAGAGAACUCCAGCAGAGCUUUCACCUACGACUCCAAGUUCCGCCAACUGCUCCAAUCCCUCACCGCUUUGCUCUGCGACUUCGACGCCGAGCGCUUCGCCAACCCGUACCACCCGGUGUUACUAGACGCGCUGCGCAAGGGGAUGAAUGCGCUGAUAGGGGAGUUAGAUAAAGCUUACAUAAACAAGUACGACGGUGUGAAAGAUAUUGCUUGGAGCAAAACCAAGGGUCCCAAUUUCGAUCCAACAGCCGACGCCAACCGCUGCGCCAAGGUCUUCAUGAGCUGCCUGCCGAUGUGGCUGGAGGACCUUACCAGGGUGAUGCACAAGUGCUCGGCUGAAGGCAGUUGGAGGGAGAAAGCAAUAUACCUCAGGGAAGACGACGGGAAGGGGAAUUACUUAGGUGAUUUCCUAAGGGAGUGCGGUUACAAAGUUCCCACCUGCAAGAAGUCCAAGCAGGACGGGGAGCUGCAGUGCAGGCAUAGUAUGAGGGGUGAGCAUAUCCAUAAGAAGCUUGCUGAAUCAUUAAUCAACACGCUUAACAAUGUACACCUUAAUGCGUGCGUAAAAGAAAAACAUCACGAAGGCCAAACGGCGAAAUCAUUAUUUGAUCUCUUCGACCUACUUAAAUGUCUCACAACUCACGUCGGUGAGUAUUACGAAUCUUGCCACCUCGAACUCCCUAAAUCCCAAAAGUAUCCGUGUUCCGUUCGUGAUAUUUGUGUAUGGCUUUCCGGCCUUCCUCACACUGCAGUUUAUGAUAAAAUAGAUGGGCAUUGUGAUAAGUUGCUUAACCAGAAAGACGAAGCGACGAACACAUUCCCCAACAAGGAGGAUACAGUUAUGCAGAGAUCCUUGCAACACCUUAACGGUAACAUUAAACACAUAUGUAAAUUGGCACCUAAAAUAUUAGUCUCCAUCCAGGGCCACGGCAGUGGCGCAAGCCACGCUGCGUACCCGUAUGCCUGUUGCUUUGAGAACAACCACGGACAGUUCUACUACCCCGGUGAUCCGUCGUCGUUGCUUGACAUAUUAAAAGAUAUGUGUAUGCGUUUGUUGCGUGCAUUUUCAUUCUUAUACCAACAAUGUAAGCACACCGCGUCUGACGGCAACGGGUGGCGUGAGUGUCAAUAUGGUUAUCGCGUCGGCACCUACCAGUGGGACUGCAAUGAACCUAGCGACAACUCAAGCACACAACCAAAGAGUCAGGCUAAGUGCCAACCAAAUAGUGAAGCAAAUGACCAACCAAAUUGCUUACCAAGGUCCCCGCUUCAGGCCCAUCUUAUGGAUGGCCUGCCGGGUUUCAUGCCACAUAAGUUCACAGCUGUCGGUUGCCAGCCCACUUGCUCAACGUGCCCUAAGGGCUCACUGGUUGGGCAGUGUAUCACCCCGAUGGGCUUUGCAGAUUUGGCAACUGCGGGCUCUAUUGUAGGCCGUGGCGAUGAUCUUGUUGAUGUGCUUGCUACGCUUUGUAAAAAUGGCGGUUCAGUUCUGUGUGAAUUAGUGCACGCAUUACAAUGCAUAUCGCCCUCUCCACCGAAAGGCUUGGCAGAGAUGUUCUCGUAUUACUGUAACAUAUUCCAGAAAUCGUAUGGUUCACUGUAUGGUCACGAAGAUACAUACCAAACGAAAAUUAACGAUACGAUUAAUAAAUCCUUCCCACUGUGGCCCGAGCUUCACGGAAAGUACGAUGCUUCUAAACUCACAGGCGCACUGCGAAAGUUAUACUAUUCGAAAGAUGGCCAUCAUCAACCUCACAUUAAAAAUGGUAUCACGCCCGGUCACAAGGAUCUGUACAGUCUUGUUGCCCAAGAUUCAUGCGCACUUACCGAGAUUGCAAAUUGCGCCCCUUACCUCAAGGCUCUGUGCCACGACGCCUGUCACACAUAUCCCGCGAAACACGCAAACUUGUACAUGGCAUGGCUUUGCCGGUUGGCAUGGGCAUUCUGGGAUUUGCUUGAUCAGUUGCUCAAGGCGUUCAAUAACAUAUCCUGUCAAUCAUAUGGAUGUCAAUGCAAAUGCGGUUUUGGUAAACACGGCGUCACUGAGGAAGAUACAUCGCAACCUUCAAAAGCUCCUAAGCCCAGUUGCCAUUGCAAUUCAAUAGUCCAGUGCAAAGGGCCUAUGUCCGUAUUCUACCAGUACGGAUUCACAUUCGGAAUGCCGAAAGAAUUAAUGGGAUCUGAAAGAAAAAUGUCAUGUGACAAUUUCGUAAAGCAGUUAACAAGAGUGCUGCACAAAGGAUAUUUUAAAGAAUUAUUUGACGAAAUCGAUGAUUUCAUCUGGGCAAUUCGUACACCCUUCUCCUACCUCUUAUUAGCCCUCUGGUCGCUCUCGCUCCUGUACCUGCUGCACAUCACCGUCGUCCGCCUCGACGCCCUGAGGAUACGCUCCCACCUGAGAUCACCCGCAAGCCACCGCAUCGCCGCACAGUCCCUCCUCGCCGCCGCACGCGUCAAGGCACUCGCCAACGUCAAGUACUUCUCACCAUAA